AUGACUCAUUUACUUUCUUAUCCUUUUUUGUCUCGCUUGGUCUUUUUUUCCUUGUUUGCUCUUUUAACUUUUUCUACUUUUUGGGCUUUUAUUGAUUUUUUGGGCAAAAUUAAUUCUUAUGGCUUUUUAUUCUUUUUGGGCUUUUUGGAUUUUUUGGCUCUUCCUGAAUUUUUUGCUUUUUCUGGCUUUUCGAAUUCUUUACUUUUCUUUGGCUUUUGGUUUUUAAUGACACUCCUUCAUUCCUAA
Molecule: messenger RNA, 246 nt
Organism: Blepharisma stoltei
Lineage: Eukaryota; Ciliophora; Heterotrichea; Heterotrichida; Blepharismidae
Source: the annotation of a GenBank genome assembly